GAAAAUUUUGAAGUGUCACCGGCGGUCAAAAUGUUCGAGGAUAUUUAUUUUUGGACAAAAAAUGGCCGCCCGGAAACUGAAAAAAACCAUGACAGAAAUGCACUCUGUCAAUUGAUUUUGCGCGGGUUGAAAAUUGAAGGAGUGAUAAUGAAAACUUAUCACAUCGAUUCAAACGAUAAAAUUUGGACUGAAGCAUUUCACGAGAAAAUGGACAAAACUGUGUUCCAGCAAGAUUUAGCUCCUUAUGUGAAAUAUUCGUUGAACAAGAAGAAGCGAUGGGAGACUGGAAAUGAUAAGAAUUAUCUUUCCGAAGUUCAAAAACGUUAUCGCGGAAUGGACAUGUUUGUGAUUGACCGUGUUCGGCUUAAUAGUUCCCCAUAUUUUUGUUUCAUUUCUCGAGAAAAUUUUUUCCACAACUAUUUUCUGCAAUUUCCAAUCCGUCAACUCCAUCAACUCAAUGCAGAUAAUUCUUACUCAUACGUGUAUGCUAAUCAAACCUACGGGCAAUCCUACAAAAGUCUUCAACCUGAAAAUCGAUCUCCUUCAAAAUCAAAAAGUGCCAAAAAGCCGGAGCUGUAUCAGAAUGCCAAAGUUGCGUACCACAUUAUCACUCCUCCUAAAAACUAUGAAAAACUUCAAGCUCCGAAAUUUUGUCCGGGAAGUAGCGACAGAAAUCUUACUCAUCGGACCCUUACGCAUUGGCGCCGAGUCAAACGAAUGAGAGAUGCUCUUUUGUCUCUGAGAUAUGAAAAAUUUGAGGUGCUCGACGAGGAAGUUGAUAUGGUCGAUGAUUAUUUGAUUUUCGAUCAAUAUGAUCCUCCAAGAAAAUUUUACAACCUUGCUGAUCAUUUUAUCAUCAAAUCUACUUUUAUGGAAAGUGGUGCUUCUUCUACUUGGAGUAUUAUUUGAAUUGUUUUUUGUACUAUACACAAAAUAAAAAGUUCAAAUUAUUG
This is a messenger RNA of Caenorhabditis elegans, 953 nucleotides long. RefSeq names its product Anoctamin (gene C49G7.10). The coding region runs from base 31 to 909 and encodes 292 amino acids. NCBI's taxonomy places the organism in Eukaryota, Metazoa, Nematoda, Chromadorea, Rhabditida, Rhabditidae. The record is from RefSeq and is marked reviewed. The transcript has 4 exons.